AUGGCUUCCGCUUUCCUCCCCCGACUAUCCUCUCCGACUCUUAUAUCUGGGGUGUAUUUCCGCCAGUUCACCCAGAAGUUUCUACCGACCUUAUCGAUUGCGAUCCCCGGCGUUUCUCUAAACCUCCCCACCAUCGACGAUAUCUGGGAGUCUGUGCUACGAGCUGUACCUAAGAACAAGGUCUCUCACUCAAAGAAGCGAUCCAGACAAAUGGCGGGCAAGGCGUUGAAGGACUCGAAACAAUACUUAACCACGCAUACCGUGGAUAAUGCCCAUAUUACCGAUAUUUUCUCUAUUGCGACUACACCCAAAGCUGUGAUAUCAGGUAGCGGCUCCUCUACGCUGCAUAUUCAUGAUACCACUGAUACUUCAUUCCCUCUCAAGCAGUCCAUCUCAGAUGCGCACAAACUAGGCUGCCACCAUGUGUGCACCUCACGGAACGGCAAUGUUGCUGCGAGUGCUGGCUUUGGAGGUGAGGUAAAGGUAUGGAAAGUCGACAACGACACUGGUGAAUGGAGCUUGAGCGGAGAAAUCACAGGCCCUUCAUCCAAGCCUGGCGAGGCCUGGGCGAUGGCAUUGAGUGAGGAUGGCUCUUACCUUGCUACCACAACCAACGAUGGGCGAGUCAACGUCUGGAACGUAUUGGACGACAAGAUGUCCAAGAUCCGAGAGUACGAGACUGGAAGUGCUGGAUCAGGCAGCUUUGGCAUGUCAGUGGACUUGAGCCGUGAUGGCAAAUACACUGCUAGCGGACACCAAAACGGAUCCGUCUACAUUUUCAACAACGAUACAGGAAGAGUCUUGUACUCACUAUCUGGUCUCGCGAAGCCUGUGCGAUCAGUCGCCUUUUCUCCGGGCAACACCCGACUUGCAGCAGCUGGUGACGCUGGGAUUAUUGCACUCUACGACAUGAAGCACGGAGAGCAUGUAGGAAACCUAACAGGGCACUCCUCGUGGAUCACCUCCCUCGACUGGAGUGACACUGGAGAGUAUCUACUGAGCGGCUCUAUGGAUGGAAAGGUCAAAGUGUGGUCAAUUGAGCGUGCUGCUUGCGUUGCCACGCAUAGCGAGACGGACAAGGCCCUUUGGUCAGUGAAGUGGCUACCAAAGACGGUCAGAAGCGAGAUGUUUUGUACGGCUGGUGCAAACAGGAGCCUGUCCUUCUACCGGGAAGCCACUGGCGGUUAA
Molecule: messenger RNA, 1188 nt
Organism: Fusarium sp. VM40
Lineage: Eukaryota; Fungi; Ascomycota; Sordariomycetes; Hypocreales; Nectriaceae
Source: the annotation of a GenBank genome assembly